UAAUUGUAAAUAAAUAUAUGUCAAAACUUAGAAACCUAACCUAAAACUAAAUUUAAUAUCAAAUUAAUAUAAUUUUAAUAUCAUUUUUCGUUUUAUAUUAAGCACAAUACGUGUUUAUAUGAAAAUUUUCUAAAAGGAUGUCUUUAUCAAUUGAACAGUGUUCACAACUAUUAAGUAUUUUAGACCAAAACACGGUGAAAAAUCAAACGUUUGAAAACGUGAUAAGUGAUGUAUUACGGAAAUUUGAUAAUUCGGACUAUUUUAAAGUUGCGUGCUGCUUAGUAAUGUUGCUUCAGCAAGAUAUAUUAUCUGAAUCGGAACAAAGACUUGCUGCAAUUGCAAUAAUAAGAGAAUUAUAUAAAGCUGAGCCUAUAGUAAAUACAGCUUUUGCAAAUGUGUUUAUUCAUUUACUGCAACCACCCGAACAACAAACUAACAUAGGUAGUCCUAAACUUGAAUAUCCUGGACAAUUACCCAGGUUAAAUUCCGCAGAGAAACACUUUGUUUUAACACUAAUGACUGAUAAUGCUAAAGAAUCAUUAUUAAAAAAAACAUUCUCACAAAUUUUACAUUUAGAUUUAAACAAUUCAUUUAAUAUUGAUAUAUCCGCUAUGCAACUGACAGUAGCUGAAAAACAAAUUGAAUUUCCACAAUAUUCAAAAUCAGGAAUGCCUGUUAUCCUUUUAUUCCCCGGUGCAGAAGAGAAUUAUUAUGAAAUUGAAGCAGACAAGAAGGAUGAUUGCGUUCAAAAAUUAACUGUAGGCGAUAAUGCACCUUUAAACAGAGUUUAUAAACCAGAAUUUGUUACUUUAGCUCCACCAUUAUUAAAUUGCCAAGAUGAAAUGGUUUGGUUAAAUAUAAGGAAUCCUAAGGAGCAUACAAUUGCCUAUGAUACAACGAUGUGUGUACCUAAUAUAGCAGGACAAGAAAUUCGGCAAUUAAUGAAUAAAGCAUAUAAAUCAGCUUUAACCAUUCAACAACAGCAACAAUUAUUAACGGAAUUACAAAAUGAUUCGAAAUUGGUGUAUCAUAUAGGAUUAACACCAUCAAAGUUGCCAGAUUUGGUGGAAAAUAAUCCUAUUAUUGCAAUAGAUGUUUUAUUAAAAUUAAUGCAAAGUAAACAAAUAACAGAAUAUUUUAGCGUUUUGGUUAACAUGGAAAUGUCGCUUCAUUCGAUGGAAGUUGUUAAUAGAUUGACGACAACGGUUGAUUUACCAACCGAAUUUGUACACUUAUAUAUUUCAAAUUGUAUAACGACAUGUGAAACGAUUAAAGAUCGUUAUAUGCAAAAUCGCUUGGUUAGAUUGGUUUGCGUGUUUUUACAGUCAUUAAUUAGAAAUAAAAUAAUAAAUGUACAAGAACUUUUUAUAGAAGUACAAGCUUUCUGUAUUGAAUUUAGUAGAAUACGAGAAGCAGCAGCUUUAUUUCGUUUAUUAAAGCAAUUGGAAUCUGGAGAUGUAGGUCUAUUAUCGUCACCAACAAAUAAAACAAAAUUGGAAAGCUAAUAAAAACACAUUCAUUUAAAAUAUAUAAUUGGUGUUUUAUGUUUUGUACAUGAUGUUACAUUUUGGCAAUGCAAGUUUUAAAUCGUGAACAAGUCCAUGAGUAUUUUUAACAUAUUG
Onthophagus taurus is the source of this 1622-nucleotide messenger RNA. RefSeq names its product CCR4-NOT transcription complex subunit 11 (gene Not11). Gene Ontology annotation, cellular component: CCR4-NOT complex. NCBI's taxonomy places the organism in Eukaryota, Metazoa, Arthropoda, Insecta, Coleoptera, Scarabaeidae. The record is from RefSeq and is a predicted model, not a curated record.